AUGAUGAGACAUCCUGUGGUACUCUGUUGUUUCCUUCUCAUCAUCGGUGAAGGCCUUACAGUAAGCAACAAACCCCGCAGGAGUGUUUUCUUCCAAGACAUGAACUUGAAGCAGUUCGAAGAGUCCGGUUUUAGCAGCUUGAGCUCUUUGAUGAUAAGAGAUGAUAUCGGCCAGCUUGUGGUCGGAGCCAGAGGGAAAGUGUUCACACUCAACUUGGAUGACAUCACCCAAAAGACCAGUGAGGCCAAAUGGACGGUCAGUUCAGCAGACAAAGCCCUCUGUCAAAUGAAAGGAAAGGACACUAAGGAAUGUGAUAACUUAAUUCGGACUCUACAGACACUGGAGGAUGGUAAAAUGCUAGUGUGUGGGACAAAUGCUUUCAACCCUGCAUGUGACUACUUGACUUUCACAAAUGGAAAUGUGUCCCUUGAGGGAAAUCAGCAGGUGAGUAGGGGGAAAGUUCCCUUUGACCCUCACCAACACUUUGUCACCCUAAUGAAUGGAAACACUUUCUACUCGGCCGCUUCCUCAAACUUUCUUGGCACAGAACUGGUGUUUCAGAGACAUGGACUGAACCCUCUCAAGACUGAAAUGUUACUCUCCUGGUUCAAUGAGCCUACCAUGAUAUCCUUAAGCCUCGUUGAAGCAAGCAAAAACAGUGAGGACGGUAUAGACGACUUUGUUGUGUUGUUCUUCACUGAGAACGCUGUAGAGGAACGUCAUGGCAACAUACAGGUGUCAAGAAUUGCCCGUGUCUGUAAGAGUGACAUGGGGGGCCAAAGGACCCUGCAGGGAAAAUGGACUUCUUUCUUAAAGGUCCGUUUGGACUGUCCAUUUGGCAAUGUUGGCUCCCCAUCCUUGGUCCAGGACGCGUUCCUUCUCCAAGACCAAAAAGACUGGAGGGAUAGCAUCUUUUAUGCCACGUUCACCAUUUACUCGGAGUCCUCAGGUGCUUGCAGUCAGUCUGCUGUCUGUGCCUACAAGCUCUCCGACAUUAGCCGGGUGUUCAGUGGUAGGUUUUUGACUGAGAGUGAUACUGGGAGCUGGGACACAUACGCAGGAGAGGAGCCAUUCCCUCACCCUGGUUCAUGCAUUAACGAUGAACUGCGGGCGGAAGGUGUGAUGACCUCUCUCGACUUCUCAGACAAAACUCUGCUGUUUGUGAAGAACCACCCUCUGAUGGAAGGGGCUGUCACACCAAUCACUGGCAAGCCUCUGUUGGUCCGCAUUGGGACACUUUUCUCCAAAAUUGUAGUGGACCAAGUCACAUCACUUGAUGGACAACUGCAUCAAGUGAUGUUUAUUGGCACAGAGUCUGGUUGGCUUCAGAAGGCAGUGAGGUUUGAUGGUGAGGAAGGCCGCGUCAUCGAGGAGCUGCAAGUGUUUCCAACUCCUCAGCCUGUCAACUUUCUCCAGCUGUCUUCCAAAACGGGCCAAUUGUACGGUGGUGCCAAUGGCGUUGCUGUUCAAGUUAAUGUAAGGGACUGCAGCCGCUACACAUCAUGCGAUGACUGCCUUCUUGCCAGAGACCCUUACUGUGGCUGGGACAUGAUCAGCGGCCAGUGUGUGUCGGUUGUCGGCGCAUUUCUUAAGUCUAUAAUUCAGAGUUUGACUGAUGGAGACCUCCAGAUGUGCCCCAUUUCUGAUUUGAAAAAGAAACAUCCCAUUGUCCACCUGAACAUCAGGAUAGCGCAGUUCCUUCCAUGUUCCCCUAAAACAAACCUCCCAAUCAGCUGGCGCCUCUCGGACAGCAUCCUCCUUCCAGGUCCCCGACACACUGUACUGAGCCUGGGACUCAUCAUCAGACCUUCCUAUUCUGAGUCUGGCAUUUACACCUGUGAGACAGUGGAAACAGUAAAGGGUAAAGUGCACCGGAAGAUGGUGGUCCAGUACUUCGUCCAGGUUCAGGACCCUAGCACUCUUGUCAGGACAUUGAAGGCAGCUGUUAUCGUCUUGUCCUGCUUGCUGAUAUUGCUCAUAUGCAGUGUACUCGUGAUCAGACGCAUACAGGCAAAAAAGCAAAAUCACAUUGGUUGUGGCAACGAAAACAAGAACAACAAUCACAUGAUCGUUAGUCCUUUCUUUCACUAUGACCCUACCUCUGAUCGACUCUGUGACCAGGAAGAGGAGCAGAGUGUGGAGGCUAGGAGUGUUAAAGCUAUACUCAUUCUCCCAGAAGUCACCUUGGUAAACCUAGAUGUGGAGGUGGAGGCAGACACUGUCAACGGCUGCACAGUAAUCGAGAUCUGA
Molecule: messenger RNA, 2250 nt
Organism: Gymnodraco acuticeps
Lineage: Eukaryota; Metazoa; Chordata; Actinopteri; Perciformes; Bathydraconidae
Product: semaphorin-4E-like
Exons: 14
Coding region: 1-2250 (749 amino acids)
Biological process (GO): negative chemotaxis; axon guidance; semaphorin-plexin signaling pathway
Molecular function (GO): chemorepellent activity; semaphorin receptor binding
Source: RefSeq, a predicted model, not a curated record